AGUGAGAGAGAGAGAGAGACCUAUUGGUUAGUGUUCAUCAUUUAUGCACAUAACUUCUAGGGUUUCUGAAAAGCAGCACCUUGAAGUCCUUGCAUCUGCUUUCAUAUCUUCUUAAGAGUUAGUCACAGAGAGAGAGAGAGAGAGAGAGAGAGAGAGAGAGAGAGAGAGAGAGAGAGAUGGAGGAGAGACAUGAAGGUGAGACAAUGGAGGAGUUGAUAAUGCCAGGGUUUAGGUUCCAUCCCACAGAUGAGGAGCUUGUGGGGUUUUACCUGAAGAGGAAGAUUCAAAAACAAGCCAUUUGUGUUGAGAUCAUCAAGCAACUUGAUAUCUACAAAUAUGAUCCAUGGGACCUCCCAAAGUUGGCGACGACUCUCGGGGAAAAGGAGUGGUACUUCUACUGCCCGAGGGACAGGAAAUACAGGAACAGCGCGAGGCCCAACAGAGUGACGAGGGGUGGCUUUUGGAAAGCCACGGGCACCGAUCGACCCAUCUACUCCUCACUUCAGCAGCUCAACAGUAGCAACGUCGAUGUCGCCAGCAUCAAGUGCAGCAACAACAUAAUAGGGCUGAAGAAAUCGCUAGUGUUCUACAAAGGCAGAGCUGGGAAAGGGGUGAAGACCGACUGGAUGAUGCACGAGUUUCGGCUGCCUUCUCUCUCUGAUCUACCUGCAACUCCACUCCCAUCGAGGAAGAGCCUCCCCGCCCAUGACUCAUGGGCCAUAUGCAGGAUUUUCAAGAAACCCAAGUCCACCACCCAAAAAGCCCUCUCGCACUCCCUCUGCCUCUCCCCCCCAUCAGCAACCCCACCUCCGUCGGAUCACCACCACCACAUUCCCAGCCCAUGUCCGCAAGACAAGUUCAUGCGUUCUCCCGAUGUAACGCAUUCGUCAGUAUCGCCAUCGGCGCCCGGCGAAGGAGCGCUCGACCUCGCUUCUGCUGUGUUCAACCUCCCUUCGUCGGUGUUCGGAGACUGCGCCUUCUCGUUUGUCAACCUACAGCCGGAGCCUGCGCAGAGGGUCGGAGCGGACGGAAGAGACGGUGGUGGUGCAGAAGAGUUUGAACGUCGAGAAUUGGCGGGCGUCGUCGUCGAGCUCGCUUCUGAUGGAGCGUUGCUUCACGUCGUCUUGGAGUAAUUUCUUCAGUAGGUGCGCCUGAGAGGUUUCUUGACAACAUUUAGUGUUCAAGAGUCCGAAAUCCGAAUUGAAAUGUGAACAACUUUUUAUUUUUAUUUAUUGAAUCGACGAUGAAAAAUCAAGUUGCAACCAACCUAGUUCCACACUUAGUGAUGAACAAUACUGCUAAAGUACCAUGAACGGUAUUUUCG
Molecule: messenger RNA, 1324 nt
Organism: Eucalyptus grandis
Lineage: Eukaryota; Viridiplantae; Streptophyta; Magnoliopsida; Myrtales; Myrtaceae
Product: protein FEZ
Exons: 3
Coding region: 177-1133 (318 amino acids)
Biological process (GO): regulation of DNA-templated transcription
Molecular function (GO): DNA binding
Source: RefSeq, a predicted model, not a curated record